AUGCCCAAGCCAUCGGAGCUGUCAAAGUCGGCGUCGCAGAACGACUGCAACGACUGCAACGACGCAGACGCAAUUCGGCCCACACGCCUAGGCAGCCCGAAAGCCGGCCCUACUCAGGAUGUCGGUCCAUCGGAUGAGCCUCCCAGCGAGGCACCUGUCGUCGACGACAGGCCUGACUACUCCGUCUUCACGACGUGGGAGAAGCGUGCCAUCGUGCUCGGUGUGGCCAUUGGAGCCUUCUUUUCUCCUCUUACGGCCCAGAUCUACUUGCCUGCGCUCAAUACCCUCGCAGCGGAUCUGGAUGUCUCGAUAAGCCGUAUAAACCUAACGGUGACGACUUACAUGAUCUUCCAAGGGAUCACCCCUAUGUUCAUCGGCUCCUUCGCCGACAGCACAGGCCGCCGUCCGGCAUACUGCAUCUGCUUCGUGGUAUAUAUUGCGGCCAAUAUCGGGUGCGCCCUCGCACCCAACUACGCGGCGCUUCUAGUUCUUCGCAUGUUGCAAUCUGCAGGGUCCAGCACAACGGUUGCGCUCUGUCAAGCAGUUGUCGCCGACGUUGUCACUUCCGCCGAGAGGGGCCAGUACGUCGGAUUCACAGCUCUGCCUAUUCUCCUUGCCCCAGCCAUAGGCCCGGUAUUGGGAGGCGUUCUGUCGCAGUUCCUCGGCUGGCGCUGGAUAUUCUGGGUCCUGGCUAUCAUGGCCGGUUUUGUGUUCAUCUUGUACGCGUUCUUCAUACCAGAGACUUGCCGUAACAUUGUGGGAGACGGAUCAAUCCGCCCACACCUAAUGUACCGCACGUUGUGGCAAAUAUGCAAAGACGCUUGGCGAAAGCGUCGCGCCGCACGCAGCGAUGCCUCGGGAGGUGUGGCAUUGCAAGUUACUCCAUCACAUGCAUCGACAAAACGCAGUGUUCACAUGAAGAAGUUCAACGUCUUCAAGUCACUCACUAUCCUCUUCGAGAAGGAGAUUUUCAUCCUGCUUUCGUACAGCAGCAUCGUCUUCGCGGGUUUCUACUGCGUCGCCACCUCUUUGCCCACCCAAUUGCACGAGCAUUACGGUUUGGACGACGUCAAGGUGGGACUCAUGUUUCUCCCCUUUGCUGGUGGAAGUACCAUUGCGGCUCUCGUCAACGGGAAGUUGAUCAAUUGGAACUACCGCCGGCACUGCAAGAUUCAAGGCGUACCCUUCGAGAGAAAGAAGGAGCAGGACUUGGUCGGCUUUCCGAUCGAGCGCGCGCGGUUGGAGAUCGGUGGGCCUAUGCUUCUAUUUGCCUCGGCCAUCCUCCUCGCCUGGGGCUGGGCUCUUCAGUAUCGUGCUCAUCUUGCCGUCCUAUGCGUGCUGCUAUUUUUGCUAGGAUGGGGACUUAUCGGCUUCAGCAACACGACGAACGUCUUGCUCGUCGAUAUCAAUCCCAAGAAUGCGGGAGCCGCCACUGCCAGCAACAAUCUGACCAGAUGUUUAGUUGGUGCUGCGGCAACUGCAGUCAUCGGGCCCAUGAUCAACGGCAUAGGGGCCGGCUGGUCGUUUACCAUUCUGGGGGCCCUCUAUGUCAUUGGCUUGCCGGCAUUGUACUUGAUCAUGCGGCAUGGUGUCAGGUGGCGUAAGGAGAAGGAAGCAAGGAAGUCGGCACGGAAGGCGAGGAAGAACGGGGGCAUCGUUGAAGAGAAGAACUAG
Anthostomella pinea is the source of this 1674-nucleotide messenger RNA. NCBI's taxonomy places the organism in Eukaryota, Fungi, Ascomycota, Sordariomycetes, Xylariales, Xylariaceae. The record is from the annotation of a GenBank genome assembly.